Messenger RNA from Penaeus vannamei (Pacific white shrimp), 536 nucleotides. RefSeq lists its product as uncharacterized. NCBI's taxonomy places the organism in Eukaryota, Metazoa, Arthropoda, Malacostraca, Decapoda, Penaeidae. The record is from RefSeq and is a predicted model, not a curated record.
UUCUGGUAUAUAACCCUUUUCACAGGUCGAGAAACGCACACUCCACCUUGCGAUUCUGAACUCGAAACAGCUGCCAGUAUGAAGGUUAUGCUCCUCGUCCUCCUUGGCCUGGCCGCCCUCGCCGCCGCCCGCCCCGACGAGAUCCUCGACUUCGAGGGCGACGACGCCGAGCACGACCAGGAGGGCGAGCCAGGCAAGGCCGUCACCGGAGAGUACAAGUGGGAGAGCCCCGAGGGCAUCGAGUUCGUGGUGAAGUACAUCGCCGACGACAAGGGCUUCCGCGUCCUCGAGUCCAACGCCGUGCCCUCCACCGGCGGCGUCCGCGCUGACGGCGAGCAGGCCGACCUCGACGGAGACUCCGAAGAAGACGAAGACGACAAGUAGAAAGGGAGAGGAAGGGCGACGCCAGCUGAAUGCACUGCGAACUUUGGUGCAAUUUGCAUUAGUAUGACGACGUGUAUAUCAAAUAUGGAUUCGUAAUUUAUGUUGUAAUAUGUCUUGGCAUGUCUUGUAAAUAUAUUUUCUUGCUAACUCGA